Anolis sagrei ordinatus is the source of this 4774-nucleotide messenger RNA. RefSeq names its product 1-phosphatidylinositol 4,5-bisphosphate phosphodiesterase gamma-1-like. The record is from RefSeq and is a predicted model, not a curated record. NCBI's taxonomy places the organism in Eukaryota, Metazoa, Chordata, Lepidosauria, Squamata, Anolidae. Gene Ontology annotation, molecular function: calcium ion binding; protein binding; phosphatidylinositol-4,5-bisphosphate phospholipase C activity. Gene Ontology annotation, biological process: phosphatidylinositol-mediated signaling; release of sequestered calcium ion into cytosol; positive regulation of epithelial cell migration.
AAACCAGAAGGAGGAGGAAGAAGGGGAGCCUUGCAGCCAAAGGAAAAGUGGGUGCCCAAAGAGAGGGAGUCCCCUUUUUGCAAGCUUUCCUGGCCUUGCAGCAUUGCUUCCACUCCCUAUUUUGCAGAACCCUUUGCAGAUGGGCAUAGGCACCACAUGCAACCAGGGUUCCAGAUUUCCAUGUGUGACCUUAGUCGGAUGGGGUGAAGUGGCCGCCUCGUUCAAGGAAGGAGGGAGAAUUGGUGAAACACAGAAGUCCUGGUGAUUUCUCAGAAUCCCUCGUGCACUGGAUUUGCACCAUUGUUUGGAUGUUCUGCUUGGAGAACGCUUGAAGGUCCACCUAUCAUGGGACACAUAGUGUGGAUUUUUGGAUACCCAUAAAGCAGAGGAUUUGGGAAUAUUUGGAAACAUAUAUUGUGGGAUUCCUCCCAUCUUGCAACGAGAGUCAUGCAACGGUGAGGACAAGGAGAGCGAAGAAGGAGGAGGAAGCCGAGAUGUCUCUCUCCAGGCUGAACAGCUUUGUCAAUGGCUUCGUGGAGGACCCUUCGGGGCCCGAGGCCGGGGGCCCGGACAUGGCCCGCAUCCUCAGUGCCUUGGAGGUGGGCACCGUCCUCACCUUGUUCUACCAGAAGAAGUCCCAACGGCCUGAACGGAGGACCUUCCAAGUCCGUCCGAAGAGCCGGCAGAUCGUCUGGAGUCGCACGCUGGAGAAGGUGGAAGGGGAUGUGGAUAUUAGAGAAAUUAAGGAGAUCCGAUCAGGGAAGAAUUCCCGGGACUUUGAGCGCUAUCCUGAAGAUGCCCGGAAGCUGGACUCUGCCUUGUGUUUUGUCAUCUUAUAUGGAAUGGACUUCCGGCUGAAGACGUUGAGCGUGGCUGCGUUUUGCGAAGACGACGUCAAUCUCUGGGUGGCAGGCCUGAAUUGGUUGGUGACGGACACGCAGCGAGCACCGACUCCUCUCCAUAUCGAAAGGUGGUUGAGGAAGCAGUUUGAUUCGAUGGAUAGAUCAAGGGAAGGCAGCAUCACCCCCAAGGAUUUGAAGGCAAUGUUGCCCCAAGCCAACUAUCGAGUCCCUAAUAUGAGAUCCCUGAGAGACAAACUUACGGAAGUGGAAGUCCGAAAUGAAAUCACCUUCAGCCACUUUGCACACUUCUAUAAGAACUUGAUGUUUGAUGCCCAGAAAUCGAUCAUUGAGCAGCUGGAAUUGUCGUUCCCUUUACGAAAUGUGGACCGGCCAGAACUCUGCCAGAUCACAUUGUAUGACUUCCAGAAGUUCCUGCAACAUGAUCAGAAGGAGCCAUGGGCAAGUGACAUUGCUAAAGUCCGGGAGCAGAUGUGCAACUACCUGCGGGAUCCUUUCAGCGACAUGGCAGAGCCUGUGUUCCAGUUGGAUGAGUUCCUGACGUUCCUGUUCUCCAGAGAAAACAUGGUCAUGGACUCCAAGUACGAGCAAGUGGCGCCCGAGGAAAUGAAUUACCCCUUGUCUUACUACUGGAUCUCCUCUUCUCAUAACACGUACCUCACUGGGGACCAGUUCUCCAGCGAAUCCUCCCUGGAAGCCUACGCUCGCUGCCUCCGGAUGGGAUGCCGCUGCAUUGAGUUGGAUUGCUGGGACGGACCCGACGACCUGCCCAUCAUCUACCACGGCCACACGCUCACCUCCAAGAUCAAGUUCUUGGACGUGCUGCACACCAUCAAGGAGCAUGCCUUCACCACCUCCGAGUUCCCCAUCAUCCUCUCCAUCGAGGACCACUGCAGCAUCGUCCAGCAGAGGAACAUGGCCUCGCACUUCAAGAAGGUCUUUGGGGAUAUGCUACUGACCAAGCCAGUGGACAUCAACGCUGACCAGCUGCCCUCCCCUGCCCAGCUCAGGAAGAAGAUCCUCAUUAAGCACAAGAAGCUAGUCGAAGGGAACCUGUACGAGGAAGUCACUACAGCGACAUACUCGGAGAACGACAUCAGCAACUCCAUCAAGAACGGCAUCCUUUACCUGGAGGACCCCAUCGACCACACCUGGAGCCCACACUAUUUUGUCCUGACCAGCAACAAGAUCUAUUACUCCGAGGAGACCUCCCGCUACCAAUCCAAUGAGGAUGAGGAAGAGACAGAACAGAAAGAGGAAUUUAACAACAACGAGCUGCACUUCAGCGAGAAAUGGUUCCACGGCAAGCUGGGCGGGGGCCGCGACGGGCGGCAAAUUGCAGAGAAGCUGUUGCAUGAGUAUUGCACGGAGACCGGGGGCAAGGACGGCACCUUCCUGGUGCGGGAGAGUGAGACCUUUGUGGGCGACUACACCCUCUCCUUCUGGCGCUCUGGCCGCGUUCAGCACUGCCGCAUCCAUUCCCGGCAGGAAGCCGGAGCCACGAAAUUCUACCUGACGGACAACCUGGUCUUCGACAGCCUCUACAGCCUCAUCUGCCACUACCGGGAGGUGCCUCUGCGCUGCAACGAGUUCGAGAUGCGGCUGACGGACCCGGUCCCACAACCCAACGCUCACGAGAGCAAAGAGUGGUACCAUGCUAACCUGACCCGCCUGCAGGCCGAACACAUGCUGAUGCGUGUUCCCCGGGAUGGAGCCUUCCUGGUGCGGAAGCGCAGCGAGCCCAACUCGUACGCCAUCUCUUUCCGGGCGGAAGGCAAGAUCAAGCACUGCCGCAUCCAGCAGGAGGGUCGUCUGUUCAUGCUGGGCAGUUCGGCCGAAUUUGAGAGCCUGGUGGACCUGGUCAGCUACUACGAGAAGCACCCCUUGUACCGCAAGAUGAAGCUGCGCUACCCCAUCAACGAGGAGGCGCUCGAGAAGAUGGGCACCGCGGAAUUGGACUACGGCGCUUUGUACGAGGUGCGCACCCCUCACUUUUACGUGGAAGCCAACAAGAUGCCAAUGGCCAAGUGCACCGUGAAGGCCUUGUACGACUACAAAGCCCAGCGGGAAGACGAGCUGUCCUUCUGCAAACAAGCCAUUAUUCACAACGUUGACAAGCAGGACGGAGGGUGGUGGCGUGGGGACUACGGGGGCAAGAAGCAGCUCUGGUUUCCUGCCAACUACGUCGAGGAGAUCAUGAACGCCUCUGGAGCCGAGCAGGACGAAGCGUCUGUAGAGAACAGUCCGCUGGGCAACUUCCUGAAAGGCUUCAUUGAUGUCCCUUCCUGCCAUGUAGUUAUCUCCAAAGACGGGAGGAGCUCCAAACCAUUUGUCUUCACCAUCCAUUCCCAGCAGAUGACCCACCCGUCCCAGUCGCUGGACGUCGCCACCGACACCCAGGAGGAGCUCAACGACUGGGUGGCCAAGAUCCGAGAGGCCACUCAGAAUGCAGACGCCCGGAUGCAAGAAGGAAAGAUCAUGGAGCGCAGGAAGAAGAUUGCUUUGGAACUGUCAGAACUGGUCGUUUACUGCCGCCCGGUGCCCUUUGAUGAGGAAAAAAUCGGCACAGAGAAAGCCUGCUACCGGGACAUGUCCUCCUUCCCCGAGACCAAGGCCGAGAAGUACGCCAAUCGCAGCAAAGGGAAGAAGUUCCUGCAGUACAACCGCCGGCAGCUGAGCCGCAUCUACCCCAAGGGCCAGCGCCUGGACUCCUCCAACUACGACCCGCUCUCCAUGUGGAUCUGCGGCAGCCAGUUGGUGGCCCUCAACUUCCAGACGCCGGAUAAGCCAAUGCAGUUGAACCAGUCUCUUUUUAUGCUGGGGGGCCGCAGCGGCUACGUGUUGCAGCCGGACAUCAUGCGGGAUGACCUCUUUGACCCCUUUGACAAGAGCAGCUUGAAGCACGUGGAGCCCAUCACGGUCCAGCUGCAGAUCCUGGGGGCCCGGCACCUCCCCAAGAACGGUCGCAGCAUCGUCUGUCCCUUUGUGGAAGUGGAGGUCUGCGGCUCAGAGUUCGACAACAGCAAGAACAAGACAGAGGUCGUAGCUGACAACGGCCUCAAUCCAGUCUGGCUCGUCAAGCAGUUUGUCUUCGACAUCAACAACCCGGAGUUUGCCUUCCUCCGUUUCGUCGUCUACGAGGAAGACAUGUUCAGCGACCCCAACUUCUUGGCUCAGGCGACAUUCCCCAUCAAGGGCCUUAAAACAGGUUACAGAUCCGUACCCCUGAAGAACAGCUAUAGUGAGGAUCUUGAGCUUGCUUCUCUUCUUCUCCAUAUUGAAAUAGUCAAUGCCAAGGAAGAAGACGACGAGAACUUGUACUCCUCCAUUCAGCAACUCCGGGACCGCGCCAACGAGCUCUCCAACCAGGUGUCCAGCUUCGAACAAAGCAACAAUUGUGACUCGCGUUACCAGCAGCGGCUGGAUGAGCUCAGGGCGGCGCAAGAGCGGCUCAUGGAACUGACUGAAGUGCGCAACAGGAAGUUGAUGGAGAAGAAGAAGCGAGACCGGCAGUUGGCCAACAAGCGCAACUGAGUCACCGGCUCACGUCUCCGUCGUCCUACAGCCUCCCCUCUUUCCCCCAACGAAUCCCAAGGAGGCCUUUGGACACCAGACGGUGCCUGGACUCUUCUGUGCUCUCCGCCUCCUAGCCAGUGGCCGGUUGGUCAGUCUGUCUGGAAGUGGGGGCCGAGGGCACAAUGGCAGAGGAAGCCGCAGGGAGAGCAUUACUCGGACGUGGAGAGAAGCCGGACUGGCCGCUUUCCCAGUGUGCCAUUUCCCUCAGGACCCAUUACAGACUUGUGACGUGGUGGAGCGUUCUCUUUCUCCUGUUGCCAAGCAUGGGCAAACUUCGGCCCUCCGGGUGUUUUGGACUUCAACUCCCACAAUUCCUAACAGCCGGUAGGCUGUUAGGA